ACGGAAUAGUCGCGUCUGGCAAACAGCUGAUUGGAGGAUGAGGGUUAUGGGGCAACAGCUGAUAGCAGGAGCACGUACCGACCGACCACUGCGAAUAAAAGGGAUUGCUGCUUGUCAAAUGAGGUGCCUUCAAUAUUGGGAGUUGGUUAGGCGACAGCACAAAUUUUUGUCGGAGCUACUGCAGUGGUUGAGCAAACCCUCAAGCCCAGCUGCUUCUGCGGAAAAUAUUACAGCGUGAUCAGGGUCUGCGUUGUUGAAGUAAGAGAGAUAUCAUCUAAAGAAAAGGAGAAAACAAUUCAAAAAUGGCACCAACGCUAGAGACAGCCAAGAAGAGGCGGUAUUGGUUGGUUGGAACGAUGAUAUUUGAAAACCUCUUCUUCUCUGCCGUACUGCUGGGAUGGAGUUCAUUGCUUCCCGUUCUACUGUCUGAGGGAUUCUACAGCAAUGUUUGUACAGAGGAUGCUUUUGAGAAUGACAACUCCACCAGCAACGUUACUUUCAUCAACGGGUAUCCUCGCUGUGAUCGCCAGGACGAAAAACUCAACUUGGCAUUUACUGUGGGUUCCUUUCUGCUCAGCGGGCUGACGUUCCCUAUUGGUCUUGCUAUGGACAAGUUUGGCUCCAGAAAGCUUCGAAUCCUGGGAGCGUCAAUGUUUAUUGUCUCAUGUCUGUUGUUUGGCUGGGCUACUGUCGAGACAUCCUGGUUUCUGUUCCCUGCCGUUGCUCUGAAUGGUGUUGGUGGCAUCAUGACGACAUUCACAUCUUUCCAGGUGGCCAACUUGUUCCCUUCCAAACGUUCCACCAUCGUGAGUUUCAGCAUAGGCUCCUAUGCAUCAGCUGCAAUCCUCUUUCUUAUUUUGAAGAUGUUUUAUGAUUUCGGUAUUCCAAGGCAAUACAUUUUCACUGGUGUUGCCAUAGCAACCUUGUUUGUCAUCAUCAAUUGCAUCAUUAACGUUCCUGAAGAGGCCGUGCCUGACCCAGAGGAAGCCAAAUUUGGAAUACACUGGCACAUAUUGAGGACUGAUCACAAAGUCACAGGCAAGCAGUUCUACUCACUUGUGUCCUCAGUGGGACGCAGACUAAGCGUUAAUGAUGAUAAACCGCCUGCCGAAAUCCCGCUCAAGCUGGAAGGAAGAAGAGAGAGCAAGAUAUUUUCCUCUGAGCACAACCUGGUGCUCAAGUUGGACCUGGAGAAUCUCCAGAAGAAAGCCAAGAAGUCAAGCAAGGACAUGUCUCUGAUUGGCAAUGUUUUCACUCCACUCUACCUCCUGUCUUUAAUUGUCAUGUGCAUCACGCAGCUGCGAUUGCUGUUCUUCAUUGGAUCGCUGCAGUCCAUGCUGAACGAAAUCACAAACUUCGAGUCUGAUACAGUCGACAGCUACCUUUACGUCUUCGGCAUCCUCCAGUUGAUGUGCCUGGUAACAUCUCCAUUGAUUGGCACGGUUAUGGACUAUAAGAUCAAGGAAACCCUUGACAUCCUCAAAGGCAAACAACGUCGUAAGAGCAGUGCGAAGCGCUCAAUGUCUAUCACCAUCAAGGCUGGUGAUGAUAGCGUAUUCAUUGAUGAGACCAAUGACAUUGUGAAGUCAAAUGGACGCAAAACCAGUCUGCCAGACUUCGGCAAGCCCAGCAUCUUUGGCAACUUCUCCCGCUCCAAGAGUUUUGACCUGGGGCAGGGUAAGCUACCCAGCCGCGGUUCCACUACCACUACGAAAUCACGGCUUUCGAGUACUGACAGUGCCGGGUCAGACAUGACAGACGGAGAGAAGCCUCCCAUGAGUCUGAAGAUUCGUAAGCUGCUGAACGGAGCUUACGCCUUCGGAAUCACCAACACAUUGCUCAUGAUGUUUGGUGUCACUGUCCUCAUUCCAAGUCUUCAAGUACAGAUUGUAAGCUUUAUCCUUCAUACAAUUAUCAGGGGCUUCAUUCACUCUGCAUGCUGUGGGUUGUAUGCAAUCGUGUAUCCUGCCUCUCAGACAGGCAGUCUGAUUGGUCUUCAGUCGCUCAUCUCUGCCUGCUUCACCCUCUUCCAGUAUCCCAUCUUUGUCGUCAUCCAAGGGCCCUUAGGAGGGAACCCUUUCUAUGUUAAUGUAGUCCUGCUGGUUAUGUCAGUUUUGAACUAUGGCAUGCCUGUCUACAUGGUGUACUAUGCAAAGAAGCUUCGAAGGAAACAGAAGACAGAAGCAGAUGAAGACAAGCAAAAGCUCCUCUCGUCACGGCCUUCAAAGGUCUCCUUGCCAGCCGUCCCCGAAGAUGUCUGAAGCGUGGGAUGUCAGAGUGACCGGUUAAUGGUACCAUGAGUAAAUGGCUCUGUGAUAUCAAAGACGUGACUUUUCAGGGUAUUGAACUUUGCAAGGAUAUCUGUAUGUACUAAUCUCGCACCAAUCCUCCUCGUCGUGAGAAGGCUGGCAUGGAAAGCAAGUGCCACAAAAAGAAAAAAACAAAAGCCAUGUGCAUGUUUCUUUAGCUGUGUGCGUACUUGGAUUCUAGUUCAUCGAGGUCGGCGCUGUGAGCAAUUCUGCGCAGUGCCUUUUGCGAGACAGCACCUAGUUAUUCGCCUGUGAUAGUGUGUGAUAAGGCAUGGAAUUCUUCUCAAACUGUUAGUUUGAAGUGGGGCUAACUGCUCCGGAGAAAAUUGCAAUUCAUUCAUUUGAUGGUUUGUGUUGGCUCUUUGCCAAUAUGUACGAUAGUUCUACCUUUGUUGUACAUAAUAUUUCUUGUGUACUGCUUAAACAUGUUAACAAUCUGAAAUGACAGUCUAACGAAGUCUAUUUUAGUUCCCAAAUCGGCAGUGAUUUUUGUCUUUUUACAAGAAAGGAAAGAUAUAUAUUUUGCUCUGUGUGUUUAUGGUGUCUCAUGUCACCAAAACAAUUCUUUUUAGUACAAAUGAAAACUGUUUCAUGCCAUCUUGAACUUUCUUUAAAUUAUUAUAGCUGUCUUAAUAUGAUUCAGUCAUGCCUGUUCGGUAGCCUAACUGUGUGAAUACCAAAAUAAUAAAACUUGAAAUAGGCAUUAGUUAUGACAUGUUAGUCUUAUACAUAUAUAUUUAAAUAUUUAUUUGAAAACAUCAGAUGGAACAAACGUCAAACUUGGCCAAAGGAAGAAAAAUGGCAUAAUCCACAAUUUACACAUACCAAAAAAAAACAAAACGAGUGGAUUGCUUAUGAUAUGUUAGAAAAAUAUUAAUGAACAAAACAGAUUUAUAUUUUAAAUAUACAAGAAGUUAAUUCAACUUUCCCAUUUACUCAGAUGUAACUUCCAAGAGUUGUCUUUGGCUUUGUAGAUGGAAAAAAUGUAGUCCACAAAUCCUCAAGUGGAAUAACCUUUUUCCUUUCUAUGACCCGUUUACUUGCCUUUUACUUCAAUUUAUCUCAAAACAGGGUUGAUUCAUGUAUAGUAUGUACAGUAAAAAGUUCUGUACAUAUACCUGUUAACUUGGAAACCCUGAUUGGAUUUUCUUUGAACAUUUAAACAUUUACUUGUUCGUUUCUUUGGUUUUCUCAAUUUAUUUUCCCCAAAAAAAAAUGUAAACAUUGUUGCUCUUACUAAUUUUUGUACUUCAGAUCACAUUAGGAACUUUGGCCUGGUUUAUGCCCAGUGGUCUUGGUCUCUGUGAGUCUUUAGUGACAAAUCUGGGCACAUUAUUAAAAUGAUCUAUAUCAGUAUUAUGUUGAUAUCAACAUGUUGAGUCCGAAUUAGGCAGAUCAUCUGUGUUACAAAGAUUUUAAAAUACUAUUUAUUAAUUAAACAAAGACCAUUUAAACCACGUUGUGUUGUACUGAAGUUAGAUUGGAUAAAAUCUAGGACUAUGAAUGUGUUAAAAAUUGUGAUUCUAGAUAAUUUUAAACUAAAGUUCCAGCUUCCAAGUUUUUAUCUAUAUAUGAGACAUUGUGUCAUUCCAGAGUUUAGCUGAUGCAGUAGAUAGGAUGAUGACGGAGGACGGUGAAUAAAAGUGGUAAUUGGUGCUGUAAGAUUCAAGGCAUUUCAGUGGAUGAUUGAGCAGAAUAAAAUAGCAAUGAAACAGAAA
This is a messenger RNA of Acanthaster planci (crown-of-thorns starfish), 4027 nucleotides long. RefSeq names its product solute carrier family 43 member 2 (gene slc43a2). Gene Ontology annotation, molecular function: L-amino acid transmembrane transporter activity; neutral L-amino acid transmembrane transporter activity. The record is from RefSeq and is a predicted model, not a curated record. NCBI's taxonomy places the organism in Eukaryota, Metazoa, Echinodermata, Asteroidea, Valvatida, Acanthasteridae. Gene Ontology annotation, biological process: neutral amino acid transport; transmembrane transport.